Molecule: messenger RNA, 1478 nt
Organism: Nymphalis io (European peacock)
Lineage: Eukaryota; Metazoa; Arthropoda; Insecta; Lepidoptera; Nymphalidae
Product: mitochondrial enolase superfamily member 1-like
Exons: 9
Coding region: 59-1432 (457 amino acids)
Biological process (GO): carbohydrate catabolic process; amino acid catabolic process
Molecular function (GO): L-fuconate dehydratase activity; magnesium ion binding
Source: RefSeq, a predicted model, not a curated record
AUCAGUGUAACCUCGUAACCGGUCGCACGACUUUUAUACAUAGUACAUAAAAAUAAAUAUGCCACUUCCAAAGAGUGAUGGACUUAAAAUCGUACAAAUCGACGUCAAAGACGUAAGAUUCCCUACUUCAUUGGGAGGCCAUGGAUCUGAUGCUCUGCACACUGACCCUAACUACUCUUGUGCAUACGUCACAACGACCACUGCGAAUGGCAAGCAGGGUUACGGGCUAACGUUCACGUGCGGCCGGGGCACUGAGAUCGUGGUGCUCACGGUACGAGCUAUGAAGAAGUUCAUCAUGGGACGCAACGCUGCUGAUAUAUUUUCAGACUUCGCAGGGUUUUGGCGCAUGAUCACAAAUGACUCUCAAAUGAGAUGGCUUGGUCCUGAAAAAGGUGUUGUACAUUUGGCAGUCGCCGCCAUACUAAACUCACUUUGGGAUUUGUGGGCAAGAUUGGAAAACAAACCCCUUUGGAAAUUGUUAGUUGACAUGUCACCUGAGGAGCUGGUUUCGACGAUCGACUUUCGUUACAUUACUGAUGUUCUUACUAAAGAAGAAGCCAUACAAAUCUUGAAAGAUAAACAAACAGGGAAAGAUGGUAGAAUAAAAGAACUUUUAGAACAAGGUUACCCUGCGUACACAACUCAAGUGGGUUGGUUGGGAUAUAGCGAUGAACUUGUAAAGCAACUCUGCGAAAAAUACUUAAGUCUCGGUUUCGAACACUUUAAAGUAAAAGUUGGGCUCAAUUUUGAGGACGAUUAUAGACGAUGCAGCCUUGUAAGAAAAUAUAUAGGCGAUGAUAAAUUUUUAAUGGUGGACGCAAAUCAAGCGUGGAGCGUUGACGAAGCUAUAGAAUGGAUGAAGAAAUUGGCGCCUUUGAAGCCGAUGUGGAUCGAGGAGCCCACUUCUCCCGACGACGUGCUCGGACACGCUGCUAUCGCUCGAGCCUUGAAACCGUACGGUAUAGGUGUAGCGACAGGCGAGAUGUGCGCGAAUCGCGUGAUGUUCAAACAGUUCCUGCAAAGCGGUGGUAUGCAGUACUGUCAGAUAGACUCUGCUCGGAUCGGAGGCAUAAACGAGAUCCUAUCCGUUUACCUCAUGGCGGAGAAAUUCAAAGUGAGCGUGUGUCCGCACGCUGGCGGCGUGGGACUAUGCGAGAUGGUGCAGCACCUGCAGUACUGGGACUACGCAUGCGUGUCCACGCGCAUGCGCGGCCGUCUGCUGGAGUACGUGGACCAGCAGCACGAGCACUUCCACGAGCCCUGCGUGGUGCGACGCGCCAGAUAUAUGGCGCCCGAGGCGCCAGGCUAUAGCACUCACUUUCUACCAGACACAUUGGAGAAAUUCUCAUAUCCCAAUGGAACCGAAUGGCAGCGUAUGUUCAAGGAGGGUAUAUUCCCAUUGCCAGAUGAGGCAGAGCUCGUUAAUGUUUAAAAUAAAAUAAAUAAUUUUUACAAUAUAACAUCUUUAUUCUACAAAC